AGAACUCCGGUAAAAUUCCAGAUACGACCAGUCUAGAAAAUCGAAAGCAAAUAUCGAGUUUUUGAUGAAAAUCCGAUUUUGUCCAGAGUACCCAGACCGAAUGCUUCUCUGAAAGAAGCUGACAUUUUACCUGUAGAGAGAUACAACCGAGAUGUAUGUAUAAUGAAAAUUUCGGACUCGUCUCUAUUUUCAGUUCGGAUUCGGAGAUAGUAACCGUUAAAUUUGUUAAAAAAAUUGAUUUGGCCGGGUUUUGUGACAUCCAUAGAAUACCAAGAAAUACUCCGAUAGUGUUGUCAAUUUUUGAAUGCGCAGAACUAAAUGAUGUAUGAAACUGCAGAAAAUUUCAGCUUAAUCGGCUGAACUGUUCUUGAGAUAUAGGAUGCUGAAAAUCGGCUUUAGUAAAAGUAGAAUUUUCUAGGGUUCGUCGUAGAACUCGAAUAAAAAGCCAACGGUUCCAUAUUUUUUGAAUCGGUUUUCACCAAAAUGCAUAAAAUGCUUGCCUGUGCCACAUAUAUGAAAAGGAGAGGAAUCCGAGGACAUGAAUUGUGUACUUUCGGUCGUGGCUUACAUGGACUGGUUCAUGCGUAGAUGAUGAACUGUUGCUGCAUUGUGUUGUCAUAUCGUUUGUUUAAAAAUGGGAUCAUUACCAUUUAUCAUAAUACGGCGGACUUAACAGAGAAAUUCAUUAAAUUCUACUACUAGUCGAUUACAACUUUUUUGGAAAAUGUUCGAAUUCACUUGAUAUUCAUUUCUAUUAUGAUUUUUCAGAAUAAUUCCGAUUAAAUAAGCAACUGGAACAUUGAACAUAUUCACUAGAUUUUAUUUUCUUACUUCUUUCAUUAAGGAAGAAGUGUUAUUUCCUGAAGCAUUAUGUCAAUUCCUAUCCCUUGACUAAUCGCUGUUAUAUGUACUUAUGCACAUACUAAAAACCAGAAGAACUUAAUUCAAUUGAUAAAAAGAUUGAAAGCUUUUUUAUACUUCUUUGAUGAUAUUGACCACCAUGAAUCAGCGAAAUUAUACUUCAUUGUUGCUUUUCACUUGUUGUAUAGUUCAUACCAUACUUUAUUACAAAAGGAAUUACAAGUAAAUAACGUGUUUUCUUUUACAGAAUAUGUGAGUUCCACAUUUCAGCUACAAAGCAGCUGCGCUGACAAGCUUUUUUUAUAACGUAAAAGUGCAUAAAGCUAUCGUAUACAUUUUUCAGCAUGAUUUUAUUUUAUUUUAUUCAGUUUCAGAGUUUUCAGGACUGUUAAAGUACUUGGAUGUCAUUUAAAGUACUUUGAGCGACUUUAAGCUACUUUGAACUACUUUGAAGUUACUUUAAGCUACUUUAAGCUACUUCACGCCACUUUACGCUACUUUACGCUACUUUAGACUACUUUGGACUACUUUUGUACUUUGAUGUACUUUUCGACUUGAAGUACGUCGUUUCCCCCUUGGUGUGUGGUGUGGGUGUGAGUGUAUGUUGUUUCUUCACCCACACCCACAUCCUCGACUAAUAUUCAACAGACUCGUUCACUUGUUUUGAACAAUUCUAUUCUGAUCUACCAUAGACAAAAUCGCUCAACGUUCGUCUUCUCCAGCCACUUUCUACCUCAGUUAACAACGUCUGGCCGUAUCUUCUUGCAGAGUAGAGAACAGAUAAUAAAUCUGAAUCAUCAGAUGUUAUUUUACGUUGGCGUCAUAUUUAUGAAGAAUACAAAGCUAAAAGUAUUUGUAUUAUUGGCUAUGCAAUCGAUUGUGACAGUCGUUAUUUGCAUGCCAUGAGAAUAUCUCGUGGUUUUUUUGGUAAUUUUACUUAUGAUGACCAUCCAGAUAUUCUUACAAUUGACCUUCCAACUAGCUAGUUCCGGUUUUUUAUGCAACACAGAUAGUUAUAUGUAUGUAUACAGGAUCCGAUCCAUAUAUGUACAAAAGUAUGCAACCGACUUUUUUCAAAAACGGCAACACUUCUUUUAGAUAAUCAAUUAAUCAAUAUUGAACCACUUCUUUAUAUAAUUGAAGAAUUUUCUAAAUUUUAUCAUGCACUUGUUAGGUAUGAUAUCCAUUCUAAGGAUCAACAGAAUUUAAAAUCUUGCAGAAAGAUUUCAAACGGCAACCUUUUUAAUUUUCUUGAGCAAGUUCCAAAUGCUAUUAGUAUUAGUAAUCAUCUAAAUGUAGGUAACAGAAACAAUUUGAAAAUAGAUAAAGUAAUUUCGGAUCCUAUUCAAUUUGAAAAUAGAUAAUUAUUUAAAGUGAAUUUAAGGAAAGUUGUUUAAAUAUACUCAAAUACAUUGAUUGAUACUAAUCGAAAAUUUUUAAUGAUUACCUUUUUCAUCAGGGUCAGAGAUGAGCUCGAUUCGGUUUGUGAACGGAAUCGAAUCGAUAGUAUCUCUGAUUAGGAUCAACAUAGUCUGAGCACCUUUGUCAAGCUAUUGGAAAGGUUUUCAUUGUUUUUCAAAAACUCGAGUUUUUAAUUACUAGACAAAAAGAUCUGAGCAAGGUCAUAGAUUAUCAUUUUAAAGUUUUGUGAUAAUAACUAUUAACUGUGGUUUUUUGUUACAGGCUAUCAAAAGCACUCAACUCGGUUAUAUAGAAAAAACAACAGAUAUUAUGGACCGGAUAUUUCAUAUGUGAAUCGUGGUGUUUGUUUUCCAAUUUUCAUUUAUGUGGAUUAAUUCAAUGGAAAAACACGAUCUUAAUUUAGUUUUCACGCAACUAUCCGACUAAACCACAUCUAAUAAAUAGAAAUGUAGCACAAAAUUUAAAUACUUUACCAGGUACCAACAGUACUUCUCAGUCGAAAUUAAUGCUCGUAGUCUUAUAUAUCUUACUGUACUUGUCUCAUAAGGACAACUUCCUCUUGAAGCUCUUCAUAUAUGGUUACAAAAUUCUCAAACUUGCGAAACUACCUUUAGAUCGGCUAGAUCCAUAUCUAAUAUUAAUUCAGCAGGUGUGAACUUUACCGUUUCACAGUUUCGUAAUCGAAUCAAUAAAUUAUCCACAUUACAAAAUAUCAAAAAUAACACAUAUGAAAACAAAUUACGUUUUCCUCAACAUCAUAAAGUAUCAUCAGCAUUACGAAAUACCUCAAACUCAUCAAAUACAACUUUUAUUUCAAAGACUGAUAUUAAAAAUAGUGUUCUUAAUGCAUAUAAAUAUGUGACUAAUCUUUUUAAACCACUUAAAAUCAAACAGUUGUUACGAAAUGGACAAACAAUUGCAAUUCAAGAAUUUAGUAAUACCAUUUCAUCUCGACUGGAGGAGUUUUCGAUAACGAAAAAUGAUGAUAGUAACCAAAAAAAUGUAUAUUUAGAUACUGAGUCAGAUGACGAAACAGACAGUAGUAUUCAAAACAAUCUUGGAUAUGAUAAUGACAGUGAUGAAGAAGUAUAUUUAGAUGAUAGUUAUGAUACUAUACAUAAUGUUUACAUAUCUGUAAAUCGUGGGAUAAGAUUGGCCGACAAUGUGAAAGAAGAAUUUGCUCAUACUUACUUUCAAGCUAUAAUUAAUGGUGAUAAACAAUAUCUUCAUAAACAAGCCACUUGCUGCCUUUUGAAAAAAGAUAGAACUUCAUUAUCCUCCGAUCAAGUAUCACGAGUUAGAGAUAAACAACAGGUUACAUCUUGA
Molecule: messenger RNA, 3609 nt
Organism: Rotaria sp. Silwood2
Lineage: Eukaryota; Metazoa; Rotifera; Eurotatoria; Philodinida; Philodinidae
Source: the annotation of a GenBank genome assembly